AUGUAUUUCUCAGACAAUAACACCUGUCAGGAUGACGAUGAUAAUCUCCUGGACCCAAUUUCUACUGAUCCUCCGCCUUUUCUCUUUGAACGUCGCGAACACAUAGUCAAACCCAAAAACAUGGACACGUCCCAUAGGAACGAAGGUCGACCAAUACAAACUAAUAAGUUCUAUACAAACAUGAUGCUUGAUGGCGAACAAAAUCCCAUUUGGACCAUCCCGUAUGGAUUAAGAUGGGAACGAGGACAGAUAAGAGGAUUUAUGGGUUUGAGUGUUUCUCAUGCUGACAAUGGAAACAAGGUAUUCGGUCCCGACCCCAACAUUCGACCAAUCAAGUUUUACAUUAAUUCCUAUGUUUCCAGCCUAAUAUUCUCUGCCGCAGAACUCGACAAAGAUCACAAAAUGACUUUAACCGAAAUGUCCGAAUUCCACACCAACAUCAACAUAUUUCCUUCCAGCGGAUCAGUCGAUGGAUCACAUAUAACUGUCUUCGCAUCUCGUGGAAUGUCAUUUAUCACUGCUGAAUAUAAGAACCUUACACCAAUAUUCAAUUCCGAGUUUGAUUUCAAGCAAGUCAAUCCACCACAAAAAUUGUCAAAUGGGUGGAUCAAAUAUAAAAUUUUACUUGAAGGAGACAUGACAUGGUUAUUGUAUGCUAGCGGUGCAAGUUUAAGGCUGAAAGCGCGACCGACACAUCGACUUGAAUCAACGGGUGAGAAAUAUUCCGGAAUCAUACAGGUAGCUAAAGUGCCGAAGGAUAAUCCGCAUGUUGAAAAAUUGUAUGACGAAAAUUUUGGAACGUGGCCGAUGGGUGCAGACUUAAUUGUUAAGAGUGAUGGUACCUACAUAUUUAAAUGGAAAAGCGGUGGCAACUCCUCGAAAUCUUUGCUAUUAUUCUCUUUACCACAUCAUCGAGAGUCAUUCUCUCCUGCUCCCCGAUCCACGGAUCUUCAGCUUUCCACCACAACGAAAGGACUUGCAAAAGCUUAUCUCGGAAACUCGUGGAUAUUUCGCGAGUCGGAACUCGAUGUUGAAUUCUUACCCAAAGAUUUUGCUACGAGACUAACGUUAGAAAAGAGGAAUGUGAUAUUGGAACAGGCCAAAAAGGAUUUGGCUGUGGACUUUGUGGAAGAGACUACUACCGACUCAGUUUAUUUCUCGGGAAAAAGAUUAGCUAAAAUGGGAUGGGUUUGUUUGUUGUUGAACAAGGUAUUCGGUGAGAAGCAAGAACUGAGAAAGGAGUGUAUUGAAAAAUUGAAGAGAGUCAUGGAUAUUUAUGCUCGGAACCUGCAACAAGCCAAACUCGUGUACGAAACCACUUGGAAAGGUAUAGUCGCCAUAAGUGGUUUUACCAUAGGACCCGGAGCAGAUUUUGGAAAUAGUUGGUACAACGAUCAUCAUUAUCAUUAUGGCUACCUGAUCCUUGCCGCUUCAAUCCUCAGUCACCUCGACGAAUCUUGGGGCAUUACAAACGAUCCCUGGAUCAUGGCUCUCGUCCGUGACGUAGCAAAUCCCUCCGCUAUCGAUCCCCACUUCCCUGUGUUUCGCGCAUUCGAUUGGUAUGUUGGUCACUCUUGGUCUAAAGGCAUAUUCCCAUCGGCUGACGGAAAGGAUGAAGAGUCCACCAGUGAAGAUGUGAAUUUUUAUUACUCCAUGAAACUCUAUGGCUUGUCAUCGAAACGGAAGAAAAUAACCAAGUUGGCAAACAUAAUGCUCGCAAUACUACGACGGUCGAUAAGGAACUAUUUUUUGAUGGAAGACGGUAACCAGAAUCAUCCACCUCAAUUUUCGGGAAACAAGGUAACCGGAAUACUGUUUGAGAAUAAAGUGGAUUACGCUACCUACUUUAGUCCAAAAGUCGAGUGUAUACAUGGAAUUCAGAUGUUACCUGCGACUCCAAUAACCCCGUACACGCGCUCAAGAAAUUUUAUAACCCAGGAAUGGAAACAAAAGCUUGUUGCAAUAGUCAACUCCGCGUCUGAUUCGUGGAAGAGCAUUCU
Molecule: messenger RNA, 2000 nt
Organism: Acaulospora morrowiae
Lineage: Eukaryota; Fungi; Glomeromycota; Glomeromycetes; Diversisporales; Acaulosporaceae
Source: the annotation of a GenBank genome assembly